This is a messenger RNA of Neomonachus schauinslandi (Hawaiian monk seal), 724 nucleotides long. RefSeq names its product transmembrane protein 253 (gene TMEM253). The record is from RefSeq and is a predicted model, not a curated record. Lineage: Eukaryota; Metazoa; Chordata; Mammalia; Carnivora; Phocidae. The coding region runs from base 26 to 640 and encodes 204 amino acids. The transcript has 6 exons.
CUGAACUCCAGUGAUCAAGGGAGCCAUGGAGGAGAAAGCUGCUCAGUGGGAGCAGAAGAGACCCAAGCUUCGUCUGGAAAAGCUACAGCACUGGGCAAGGCACAGGCAGAGUGGGCACCUCUUGGUGCUGGCGGUGAGUCAGCUAUGGCUGGCAGUGGGCGUGGUGCCCUUUGCUGUCUCCGUUGCCUGCCUGAACUCUGCUUGUCACAUGGCCACAGCACUGCCACUUGGGCCUGGAGCAUUGGGUCUCCUCACUGGGAUUGUCACCCUUGAGCUGCGCAGAGCACCCCGCCUCUGGAAGGUGCAGGCCAUGAUGAUACUCAACAUCUUCAGUCUGAUCUUGGGCUUUAUCGUGGUGGUGGUCGAGGUGAUGAAGACAGCCUUGGGGGCUGCCCCAGCUGCCCCUUCCCAGCUGGCUGGCUUGCUGGUGGUGGAGGUCAGCACUGAGGCCUUCACCCUAGGGGGAGUGCUGGUCUCUGCAUACUCGCUAUUCCUGCUGAGCCAGAGGAAGCCAGGAUGCUGCAGGAGCCAGAGUCUGCACUACCAGGAGCUCGAGGAGGGUCUCUCUGAGUUGGAGGAAGUUGCUGCCUUGGAGAAUGGUCCCACAGUGGCUAGCACAGCAAAUGCAACAAAUGAGUGAGCUGGCAAGCGGAGGCAGACAAGUCCUGCUCCAUAACCCGGCAGGAGCGUUCUCCAGACCCUCCUGCCCUCACUCCACAGAACU